Molecule: messenger RNA, 2115 nt
Organism: Penicillium griseofulvum
Lineage: Eukaryota; Fungi; Ascomycota; Eurotiomycetes; Eurotiales; Aspergillaceae
Product: DNA-directed DNA polymerase IV
Exons: 4
Coding region: 1-2115 (704 amino acids)
Biological process (GO): double-strand break repair via nonhomologous end joining
Cellular component (GO): nucleus
Molecular function (GO): DNA binding; DNA-directed DNA polymerase activity
Source: RefSeq, a predicted model, not a curated record
AUGAAGGGCUAUUUUCUGAGUAAAAAGGCAUUUUUUGCGGCUCUUGACCGGCUGGAUGACUCGGAUGAUCAGAGCGAAGAGGAUAAGAGCUGGGGGAAUCUUCUCACUUCUGCAGACAAAGAAGUUGACAAACCUGAUCCGAAUAAAGUCGCUCUUUCCUCGGAGCGUAUCCCACUUCCUCGAGCAAAGUCGGAUCCUAGUUCUUCGUGUGACCUUCAAAGGAAGAGAAGUCCAGUCGCCGUCCUCAAACCGACUCCCGCGAACCGCCCUCGGACAACUGGAACAAUGCCUACCAUCAAGAGCGGACCUCCUCAAAAGAAAAGAAGGAUCAAUAAUGCUAAGAUAAUCCCAGAUGACCAGCAGAUAUUUAAGGGUCUGAUCUUUUUCUUCUUUCCAAACAACGAUGUAUCUCCAUUCCGACGAUUGCGCAUUCAACGAGCACAAGAUUAUGGUGCACGAUGGAGUCGAGACUGGGCCACUGAUGUCACUCAUGUGAUUAUUGACAAGGGAUUGCUAUCAAGCGAUCUCCUUAACUACCUCAAACUCGAAGCUUUGCCAACGAGUGUUGCUCUUGUCAAUGAAUCAUACCCAUCCGAAUGUAUCCAGUUUCGUUCGGUUCUCGAUACCUCGCAGCUCCGCUUUCGUGUCAAUGGAACCUCGACGACUGUGGAGAAAAAUAAUUUUCUAGUGGCAGAUUCACCACCUGAUUCUCUUCCAUUGAAACAAUCUCGGCGGGAGAAAAACCAUCUGUCUCCAGUUGAGGAACAGAUACCAAGUCCCUUGCCAAAAGAGACAGAAACUGUGCCCGAAGGUGUGACCCACGCCGUAAUCUCCGGUCCAGUCAAUGAAAACGCAACGGAAGAGGCGUGUGAAAGAGUAAACUGGGAGCGAGAUGCACUGGAUGAUAUAAUAGAUGAGGCUAAGGCCACAAGGCAUCUGCCUCUGGAUCCACUUGAAUUUCCCACUGACGAAUCUGCUGCUGAUGCCUCCGAUAUCGAAACCUCGAGCUCAGGGGAGGAGUCAAGUUGGAAGACACGAAAAGCAGCUGGAAAAAGCAAAGUCAAAGACAAAUCUGACUGGACCAAAGGUUUCACCUGUAUGCAGAAGUUCGAUCCGGGCACGAAACUUGACAAUGCCAAUAACAGAACCAUCGAGGUACUUCAGCAAAUGUUGGAAUACUAUACCCAGACUGCAGACCAGUGGCGGGUUAUAGCCUACCGCAAAGCCAUCACCGCUUUGCGAAAGCAACCAAAUAAAGUUACUACACGAGCACAGGCUCGGGCUAUCCCUGGUAUUGGAGAGAGGCUGGCUGACAAGAUCGAGGAAAUUGUCUUGACUAACCGCCUUCGUCGUCUGGAAAAUACGAAUAUUACCCCAGAAGACUUGAUAAUUCAGGAAUUCCUUGGCGUCUAUGGUGCUGGUCUUACCCAGGCCUCCAAGUGGGUCGCUCAGGGCUACAGAUCUCUGAAGGAUUUAUUGGAAAGGGCUCCAUUGACUAAGCAGCAGCGUAUUGGGGUGGAACGUCACAGCGACUUCGCUCAAAGAAUCCCCCGCAAGGAGGUCGAAGCCCACGGGGCAAUUGUGCGAAAGGCGGUGCAGGCCGUUGAUAGGGAUAUGCAGGUGAUAAUCGCAGGCUCUUACCGCCGCGGGGCACUCACCUGCGGGGACGUGGACUGCCUGAUCACAAAACCUGGUGCCUCGCUGGAGCAAAUCCGCACCAUGAUGUUUGGUCUUGUUGUCCCUAGAUUGUUCAGCAGUGGGUUUCUGCAGGCCAGCCUUGCCAUCUCGUCGCAUCAGGAUGGAUCUAAGUGGCACGGUGCGUCAGCCCUACCUGGCACCACUUUGUGGCGUCGGAUAGAUUUGCUGUUCGUUCCUGAUGCAGAGAUUGGGGCGGCGUUGAUAUACUUUACGGGGAAUGAUAUAUUCAACCGGAGUAUGAGAUUGCUAGCACGCAAGAAAGGCAUGUGCUUGAAUCAAAAGGGCCUUUUCAAGGAUGUGCUUCGGAAUGGACAGGUGAAACUGAAUGAGGGCCGGCUGGUUGAAGGCCGGGAUGAACGCCGGAUUUUUGCUGUGUUGGGUGUGCCCUGGCGGCCUCCCGAGCACCGGAUCUGUUGA